AAGCGGAGCAGGUGACAGGGACAGCACCGUGCGUUCACCCCGUCAGCAGCUCCGACUGAGCGCAGAACAUUGAAUAGUAAUAACGCUGUUUCUUAUUCGAGUCGCAAAACAUCUAACAUGUGAAGAAUUUGAAACCCUUUGUUGUUGUUGUUUUUGGCGGACAUUCAUUAUUAAGUUUUGACGUCUCUGAGAGAAAUAUCGGUUUGUCGCCGCUGUCCCUGGAUGGAGGACCUUGAUCUUGGUGUCGCUCGAGCUGAUGGAAGAGCUCCGUUUAUUCUGCUCUUAUAAAGAAAGCUUCAGUUCUGGGAAAGUCAGCAAAACAACCGAGAUAAAAUGCCGUUCAUUUCAAAUAUUUUGUGAAAAGCGCAGUGAAAAGUCGUUAAUGUGGAUUUAAAUGCGUCGCACAGAAGGACGCCGACCUCCUGUUUCUCUGAUUCUGAUCUCACGUGAAGCGACGUUUUGGGUUAAAAAUCAUCGUUCAUACCGAGGAGAAAUUGUGGGCUAGAGAACGCCACUGUUGCGCAGAGAGGGCUUUUUGAAGCAAUAUGGCUGAUGGCUGGGGCUGGGGGCGCUGGCAGGAGCUCUCCAAAGCUACCCGAUGCUAGCUGUGGCAGAUCGCAACCUUUCCCGCGGCGGCGACGGCAGCUCUAGAAUGACCAAUAAUAUCAACUACAAUAAAAACUCGGACUCUUCUGUCUCUAUAUCCAGGAUGGAUGUGAUCAUCCCCUUCUCCCCAGACGUGCCGUGCGAUAACAAUGGCCAGCGCAUGUGGUGGGCUUUCCUCGCCUCGUCCAUGGUGACGUUCUUCGGGGGUCUCUUUAUCAUCCUCCUGUGGAGGACCCUCAAGUACCUGUGGACUGUCUGCUGCCAUUGUAGCAUCAAAACCAAGGAGGCCCAGAAAGUGAAUAGCGGGCAGGCAGAUGGGCCACUGAAGAGCCAGGAUGAGAAGGAUGAUGCCCCAGCUAGUGAGGUGGGCUGGAUGACCUCGGUGAAAGACUGGGCUGGGGUCAUGAUCUCAGCACAGACUCUCACAGGCAGAGUACUGGUGGUGUUAGUCUUUGCUCUCAGUAUCGGAGCCCUUGGAAUAUACUUCAUAGACUCGUCUGACCCUAUAGAGUCCUGUCAGAAUUUCUAUAAAGACUUCACGUUACAGAUUGACAUGGCCUUCAACGUGUUCUUCUUGCUCUACUUUGGUCUGCGUUUUAUUGCAGCAAAUGAUAAGCUGUGGUUCUGGCUGGAGGUGAACUCUGUGGUGGAUUUCUUUACUGUGCCCCCAGUGUUUGUGUCCGUGUAUCUUAACAGGAGCUGGCUGGGUCUGAGAUUUCUAAGAGCCUUGAGACUGAUACAGUUCUCAGAAAUUUUACAGUUUUUGAAUAUCUUAAAAACAAGUAAUUCCAUCAAGCUGGUGAACCUGUGUUCCAUCUUCAUAAGCACAUGGCUCACAGCUGCAGGAUUCAUUCAUCUGGUGGAAAACUCAGGGGAUCCUUGGGAAAACUUCCAAAAUUCUCAACCACUUUCAUAUUGGGAAUGUGUGUACUUACUCAUGGUUACGAUGUCCACGGUGGGAUACGGGGAUGUCUGUGCGAAAACCACCCUGGGCCGACUUUUCAUGGUCUUCUUCAUUCUUGGCGGUUUGGCCAUGUUUGCCAGCUACGUCCCUGAAAUCAUAGAGUUAAUAGGAAACCGCAAGAAAUAUGGUGGUUCCUAUAGUGCGGUUAAUGGCAGAAAGCAUAUUGUCGUCUGUGGUCAUAUCACACUCGAAAGUGUAUCCAACUUCCUUAAAGACUUCCUACACAAGGACAGGGAUGAUGUCAAUGUAGAAAUUGUUUUUCUUCAUAAUAUUUCCCCUAAUCUUGAGCUGGAAGCCUUGUUCAAACGUCACUUCACUCAGGUGGAAUUCUACCAAGGAUCUGUUCUUAACCCACAUGAUCUAGCUAGAGUCAAGAUUGAGUCAGCGGACGCAUGCUUAAUUCUCGCCAACAAAUACUGUGCAGACCCAGAUGCUGAAGAUGCAUCGAAUAUAAUGAGAGUAAUAUCGAUCAAGAAUUACCAUCCAAAGAUAAGAAUAAUCACUCAAAUGUUGCAGUACCACAACAAGGCGCAUCUGCUAAACAUUCCCAGCUGGAACUGGAAGGAGGGCGAUGAUGCGAUCUGCCUGGCGGAGCUGAAGGCGGGCUUCAUAGCCCAGAGCUGCCUGGCACAGGGUCUGUCCACCAUGCUUGCCAACCUCUUCUCCAUGAGGUCAUACAUCAAGAUUGAAGAGGACACAUGGCAGAAAUAUUAUCUGGAGGGUGUGGCCAAUGAGAUGUACACUGAGUACCUGUCCAGUGCCUUUGUGGGCCUUUCUUUUCCUACAGUUUGUGAGCUAUGUUAUGUGAAGCUCAAAUUGUUGUUGAUUGCUAUUGAAUACAAGUCAGAGCAGAGGGAAAGCAGUAUUCUGAUCAAUCCUGGGAACCAUGUAAAGAUGCAGGAGGGAACCUUGGGAUUCUUUAUUGCCAGUGAUGCCAAAGAGGUCAAAAGAGCAUAUUUCUACUGCAAAGCUUGUCAUGAUGACAUCACAGAUCCCAAAAGGAUCAAAAAGUGUGGCUGCAAGAGACUGAUAUAUUCCAAGAUGUCCGUCUACAAGCGAAUGAAACUGGCAUGUUGUUUUGAUUGCGGGCGCUCUGAGCGCGACUGCUCGUGCAUGGCAGGCAGUGUACAUAGUAACAUGGACAGCCUUCAGAGGGCCUUCCCACUUUCUUCUGUCUCUGUUCAUGAUUGCUCAACCAGUUUACGUGCCUCCAAAUAUAAGUAUAACGGAUAUGUUACAUCACCAGCAGAUGGCGCUACAACUCCAGGGAAAACAGGAGGUCAGAGAGAGGCUGGGGUUCGGUUCAAAGCAGAAUGGAAUUUAGUUGAAGACGAGCAUCCAUCAACGCUGUCACCCAAAAAGAAGCAGCGUAACGGAGGCAUGCGAAAUUCACCCAACUGCUCACCCAAAGUGAUGAGACACGACCCUUUACUUAUUCCAGGAAACGAGCAGAUUGAGAAUAUGGACGUUAAUGUGAAGAGAUACGACUCCACUGGAAUGUUUCACUGGUGUCCUUCCAAAGAAAUUGAGAAAGUCAUUCUGACGAGGAGUGAGGCCUCCAUGACGGUUCUGAGUGGACACGUCGUGGUCUGUAUAUUUGGAGACGUCACUUCUGCUUUAGUGGGGCUGCGAAACUUGGUGAUGCCUUUAAGAGCAAGUAACUUUCAUUACCAUGAGCUGAAGCACAUAGUCUUUGUAGGCUCACUGGAUUAUCUGAGGAGGGAAUGGGAAACCCUUCAUAACUUCCCCAAGGUCUCCAUCUUACCUGGCACACCAUUAAGUCGAGCUGAUUUAAGGGCUGUAAACAUCAACCUCUGCGACAUGUGCGUUAUCCUGUCAGCCAAUCAGAACAAUAUCGACGAUGCUUCACUGCAGGACAAGGAAUGCAUCUUGGCAUCACUCAACAUCAAAUCUAUGCAGUUUGAUGACAGCAUUGGGGUCCUGCAGGCUAAUUCCCAAGGUUUUACACCUCCGGGAAUGGACAGAUCGUCUCCAGACAACAGUCCAGUGCAUGGGUUGGUUCGCCAAGCAUCGGUCACCACUGGAUCCAACAUCCCAAUCAUAACUGAACUAGCUAAGCCUGGCAAACUACUGCCUUUGGUUCCAUUCAGUCAGGAAAAAAACAGUGGAACCAACAUACAAAUGAUAACAGAACUGGUGAAUGAUUCAAAUGUUCAGUUCCUGGACCAAGAUGACGAUGAUGACCCGGAUACAGAGCUGUAUCUGACCCAGCCCUUUGCCUGUGGGACAGCUUUUGCUAUCAGUGUGCUCGACUCUCUUAUGAGCGCUACGUACUUCAACGAUAAUAUCCUGACGCUGAUCCGGACGCUGGUGACAGGAGGGGCCACGCCGGAGCUGGAGGCGCUGUUGGCCGAGGAGAAUGCGCUGCGUGGAGGAUAUAGCACACCGCAGACGCUAGCUAACAGGGACAGGUGUCGCGUGGCACAGCUCGCCCUCUACGAUGGCCCUUUCGCAGACUUGGGGGAUGGUGGCUGUUACGGGGACUUGUUUUGUAAAGCAUUAAAAACCUACAACAUGCUAUGCUUUGGAAUCUAUAGAUUAAGAGAUGCACACUUAAGUGCACCGAGCCAGUGCACAAAAAGGUAUGUCAUCACCAACCCGCCCUACGAAUUUGAGCUCGUCCCCACAGACCUGAUCUUCUGCCUGAUGCAGUUUGACCACAACGCAGGUCAGUCGCGAACCAGCCUGUCCCAUUCGUCCCAUUCCUCACACUCAUCCAGCAAGAAGAGCUCCUCAGUUCACUCCAUCCCUACCACCAACCGGCCCAACCGCAGCAGCAAGACCCGUGAAAACCGCGACAAACACAAUGCAACAAGGAUGAAUAGAAUGAGCCAAGAAAAGAAAUGGUUUACAGAUGAACCAGAAAAUGCCUACCCACGGAACAUUCAAAUCAAGCCCAUGAGCACUCACAUGGCCAAUCAAGUCAAUCAGUACAAAUCCACUAGCAGCCUGAUUCCACCAAUCAGAGAAGUUGAAGAUGAAUGCUGAAUCCCAGGCUUUUGACGAGUUGGAGCAUCCUGAUGUAAAAGAUGAGCAGUGAAGAGGAAACGGUGAUGAUAAAAACGAUUCACUGUCAUUUUACACCUUAAAGGUUUUUCUUUUUCUUUUUUUGUGACCAUGGAAACUAGAAGGGACCUCCUGUGUGUAUACCUUUUAAUGUUACUUCCAUGCUUUUGGAAACAUUUAAUUUAUAAAUGUAUACAUAGUGAUGUACAUAAUGACAAUCAAAUAAGGAUUGUACAGCCCUCUAGCACUUUUUGAAAUUAUGUUAAAACAGUAAAGAAGUACUUCCUGUAAUUCAUUGCAAUAUCUCAUGUCUGUAGUGACCUGACUCUGUGCAGAAGGCUUUGUGUUAUGGAGGAUGAGGGUCACAGUCCUCCAGCUCGUCAACAUUACCCAAAGAACCUCAGCUGAAAUGUUGCUUAAGCCCCACUACACACAUACAUGCACCCUCAUCUGCUUCUUUUUGCACUAAAUGUAAUAGUGGAAAAACUUCUGAAAUGUACUGAAAGGAGUGUAAACAGUCAGACAGCAAUGACUUAAAAUUGCUGGCUGACUGUGGAGUGGCUCUGUUAGGAGAAGCGACUGUUAAAGGUGAUGAGUGUUGCCUGAGGGGCCUCAGUCCUGCUUUGUGUGGAGAAGCUUUCAUUUGAGUAAAUGUUGCACUCAACCUGGUCGUGCAGAGUGGAAAAUUGAUUUCAUUUCCAUUCACACAAACAGUGUAGGUUAUUGUGUACGGGAAUGUACUUAUCAUGUUCAUGUAAUAAUGCAAGAGGUCAUCUCCAGCGUAGCCCUACUAAAUUGGCAAUACAUUAUCAGGAUAUGCACUACUUUUGUUGAUGUCUUUCCAUCACGCUUGACUGCUGGUGUUGCUGUGGUUGUUUAAGUGUAUGCUCAAGGCUCAUAAUGCGUUUGUUUGAAAGAGGCACAGAAAUCGAAUACUUGCUGAUAAUGCCACUGUGAUUGAGCUUUCGAAGCAUAUUUAACAUUCUCUUUCAUUCUGAAUUAAAGAAGAAACUUGGAAUGUGUAGUGUAACAUGCCACAUAUUGCGAAAAGUGGGCAUCCAUGGUUCCUCCUUCUGAUUGGUGCCACUGCCUGGCACAUCGUUGGCACAGAGGCAGAGAAGUGCUUGGAUGUUCUCUGUGACCAAACAUGAUGCCUCAAUAUUACAAGAAUCUCCAGACAUACUCAAGCGAAACUCAAUCAUUGCUGUCAUUAUCAUGUAAAGAGAACGUUGGACAGUGUGUUGUGUUGUUCUGCUGUUAGACAUGACGGAAUGAACUCCAGUGCCCGUCACAUGGGAACACGGUGGUGUGGUGAGCCUCUACAUGGGAAGUGUAAUAAUACAUAUGUUAAGCAGAACUUUGCUUGAAGUGUUCUGUCAGAUUUAUACAUACUGUACGUACAUAGUUAUUUUUUAUCCAUAUAAGCAUAAUCAUUUUGUACUUAUUUUUAUACAUAUCAAAGAACUUUAUUUCUAAAAUUAUCUUAAAUAGAUAUUAACAAGGCUUCAGUACACACCAGUUAAGUUUGUUGUCCAUUUUUACCCUUGGCAACAGAACAUAUCAUGCUUUUAAAAGGACAAGCGUACUGUCCAUCUUGUGCUACAGAAGAUAGUCACAAAGUUCCAGCUUCAGCUCUCCAUCUGCUUUUCUGGGAGAGAACUGAUCCUUGAGCUGCUUUGAAGGACCUAGUUAUAUCAAUUAUAAUAUUCUAUUGUUCUAUCUUAUUGGCUGAGAUAAGCUACUGAUACAGUAAUUAGAUGUAAACUGUAGUAUAAUACCAAGUGGAAAGUGAAAAUUGAUGGUGAAAAUGUGCAUGAGAAUGGGUCAUUGCCAUUGGCUUGAAUCUACUCUCACUCUCUCAGGGUAGAAUUGAUCGUUAUCACUGAUAUUGACCUAAAUUAGGUCUCAGGUAACAGAGUAACAUGCUGAAAUAUUUUAAUGUGCAUAAACUGUAAUACACUUAAAACUGUUUGAAAUGGCACAGUUGGAAGAUGUGCAGAUCGACUCAGUCAGUGAGAUAAUCACCAUCUAAUGCUAGAUAGAAGGAGAAAAAAACCAUAGCAAUUUUACUACUGAGGAAAAAAAAUAUGAUAAUGCUUAGUGUUGAAGUAUGUUGUGUAAAUUCUGCCCAUUUAUAGGCCACAUUUUAUUUUUUAAAGAACAAGGAUCUCAGCUUUAAUGUUUGUCCACUGGAUGUAGUUUGAUCCUAAUGCAGCCCACUAGGCUCUGUCCUCAAGUGAUUUUUAAUUGUGAAUACAUGGAUGUUACACUUCGUAGCAAGUAGACUUCUUUUAAAAAACACAUGUGAGUAAACUGUAUGUAAAAUUGGAUUGUUAAAUGACAUACUUGCUAGUCUGGGGGGAAAAAAAGGAUUCAGACCUAAAAUGAAUCAUAAAUCACAAAAUAUUGGAGUCAUUUUUUUUAAGAGGACUUGUCCAAGGUAAUUUUCCUGUAAUGAAACUCAUGCAGUGCAUUGCAAAGAAGAGCUAAAGUACGGUGCAGAAAGCAGGUUUGGUGAAAGUUUUGAGUGAAGCUAAUUUCAGAGUCGGUACACUGUAAUCUCAGUUUAUUUCUUUAAUAUCAGCGUUUACAUUCCAUAUUGCCAGUUUUUAAGCAAUUAUAUGUUCUAGUAAUAAAGUCAUUGUUUAAAAUCACUAUCACUUAUUUGUUUACAGAUAUAACAUAACAAUUAGUAUAUAUCAGGAAUGUUUUCUUCUCUGUCAGUAGAUUUAGGAUUUUUUUUUCUUUCGACAGCUAAAGUCUGUCCACAAAGUGAUAAACAAGACUUGUCCUUCAGCUUGACUUUAUUCUCCAGUGUGCAUCAAGCAGUCACAGCAGUUCAUUGCAGUGUGUGUGUGUGUGUGUGUGUGUGUGUGUGUGUGUGUGUGUGUGUGUGUGUGUGUGCGCGUGCGUGCGUGCGUGAGUGUACACCCCUGCUGUGAGUUGAAACCACUGUUCUCUACAUAUCGGACUGUCUAAAGUGCCAUGACGUUGUCUCUAAACCAGCAUCAUUCAGUCAGAUGUUAAAAUCACGAAGAGGAUUUUUGAGGCAUCUAAUCCUGGCAUGGAGAACAUCCAAGCCAUGCAAGCCUCCAUGCCAGGGCAGUGCAGGCAGUGCUGUGCUCAGACUGAAGGAGGAACGUCUGAAGACCCACUAAAGCGAAAAGUGGCAUCUAAAAGAGCCUAAAUUUUCGGUUUGAAAGCCAGACUCUACUGGUUAUACACGUAUAAACACACUGACUGAAAGAUGCUGGGCACUAAAUGGGUUUUAAUGUGUCUGUAUGGUCAUCUGUCCACUUGUUAAAGAGUGUUAUUUCAGACAAUUAUUCUACUGUAAAAAAAAAAACUUACUACAACGUUACAAACUGUACUAAAUAAUGUGCUUUAAGGGAAUUAAGUCUUAACUGAAAGUGAAACCUUAGCUGAAACUGCUUUGGGAAACUUUUUUUUUUCUUUCUUUUUUCCAUUUUAAUAUAAAUUCAGAACAUCCAAUUUCCAUUUAAUUAUUUGGCUGUUCAUUACAGGACAAAAGGAAUUUGAGCUGUUUUAGCUAAUGGAGAAAGUGAUGGUGCUGAGUUGAUCUACCUGACUCUGUCAAAUAUAACCUGCUGAUAAACAUACUGUCUUGUACAAAAAGUUUGUACAUAAAUUGUACAUGUUUCUUUUUGUAUUUUCUCAAAUUAAAAUGGAUGUAUUUGUGUUCUAACGACUGUCGUUUUUUUUCCCCUUUGAGAUUUAUAAUGAUCGCAGCAUAAGCGAAUGAGGAUACUAAAAACAAGAACAACAAAUAAUGUAGUAUCAGUUUUAAUGUAAACUUGGCACUGAUUGUUUAGCCGUUCUUAUACCACAGAGCUGUUAAAUAUUCAGAUCACUUGAUUCAAUGCUGAUUUGAUUUUGUA
Ictalurus furcatus (blue catfish) is the source of this 8496-nucleotide messenger RNA. RefSeq names its product potassium large conductance calcium-activated channel, subfamily M, alpha member 1a (gene kcnma1a). The transcript has 34 exons. Gene Ontology annotation, molecular function: large conductance calcium-activated potassium channel activity. The record is from RefSeq and is a predicted model, not a curated record. Gene Ontology annotation, biological process: transmembrane transport; potassium ion transport. Gene Ontology annotation, cellular component: postsynaptic membrane. The coding region runs from base 599 to 4579 and encodes 1326 amino acids. Lineage: Eukaryota; Metazoa; Chordata; Actinopteri; Siluriformes; Ictaluridae.